AUGUCUGCUGGACGAUGGUUACGUGGCUGUGAAAUUUUGCUGAAGAAAAGACAUGGAUUGUUGAUCGACAAUUCUAAAGGUUCAACGAAGCAUAAAACUCCACUUCGUUAUACUUCAGCUCUUCGAGAUCUUAAACUCUCAUCAUGUCAACAACAAGGAUUUACUGUGCUACAAAUUCUACUACCAUAUCAUUUAGACUUAAUUGAAACAUACCUGUUUCUCUUCGCCUUACUUUUAAAAAUACCAGUACGAUGUAUGCCAAAAAAUGCAAAGUUUGAUUUUGAUACAUUUUAUUCAUUUAUCGCAUACGAAAAUAAUUGUAUUUCUCCAACGUUAAUGAGACGUGAGAUAGACUCUACCGGUACUACUAUGGCUGAUCGUUCAACUCAUUGUACAUCAUUUAUUUCAUCUCUUCCUUCUACUACUUUUGGAACAUCUACCAGUGUAAGCAGUUUGAUGAGUGGAUUUUUCAGUGGAUCGGGUGGAAGUCGCCGGAUCGCUCCUUCAACUACAAGUCCUGUGGUAACUGCACCAAAUGCCUCCGGAAAUACUAAUAGUUCCAACAAACUUAGUAGUAAUGCACCAAUGAUAUCGCAUUUGCAAGCAUCAACAUUUUCAGGAGCGACAAACAAUAACUUCACACCAUCACUUACUAAUGCUUAUUCAAAUCAGGUUAUAUGUCCAGAAGCUGGGACGCUGAUUUUACAGCUUAUUCGUAUAUUGGUUUAUCGGCCUGAAUCAUUGCAACACGCAAAGCUGACAGAAUUUGUAGGUCUGCUGGUAAUGAAAAGCUUUAAUGUACAAGAGAAUAUUGAAUCAGCUGUUGUCAUGCUUAAAUUUUUGAUCUAUCUUUACCAAUCAAAACCGGCAAUUCGACUUGUCUUCACAACCUCAAGUCUCUUGACAAAUUUGAUAGGAUUACUUAUUCCUUUUACACAAAUUACAACUGAUGUUACCGCUCAUCAUAAUCCUUUAAGACGCUUGUCUUCAAGUCAUGAAAAUUUCAAAGAUCAGAUGUUGUUAUCAUUAUUAUUACCAUCAUCCUCAUCAAAUUAUUGCUCACGAAAUCCAUUUUAUCAGAUUACAUUGGAUUUUAUUAAGCUGAUUGUGUCAGACAGUUUCGCACUGCAUCCAUCAUAUCAUCAGCCUACACAUAUUGUGGAUAUACUAUUAGAAGCAUGGUCUGAUCAGUGUAGUUCAAAACAGCAUCAGAAUUUACAAACAUUGAUUUUAUGCAAUCUAAUGGAUCACUUUUUAGCUACAGAUAUCAUCAAUGAUGGAUCAUUAUGCGUUGGACCCAAUGGAAAUAUUCAGUAUAUUCCAGCUAAUUUAAUCUACUUUUCUGCUCGUAUUGUUGACAAAUUAUGGCAGGGUUGCUUUAGUAAAGAAGUUAAUCGUGUAGUAAAUUUUCUAAUUCACCUUAUCACCCAUUGGCCAGAUCAGUCGACCACUAGUACUUUCACUACUGCUACAACAAAUAAUUUGUCAUCAAGUAAAUUAGAUAAUUUAGUUAAUAGUAAUACUUCGACUACUACUACUACUGUUAAUAAUAAUAAUAAUAAUAAUAGCAGCAACAAUUUAUUGGCAAGCAAAUUUACAAUUCAUUCAUUAUAUCGUAGUUUAAAUCGUACUAUACUUUAUCAACUUUCUCGUCCAAUUCUAACAAAAAUGGAUCAAAUACAAACACUAAACUUAUUGAAUCGUUUAAACAAUACAUUGAUAACAUGCAGUUCAAAUAAUAACAGAAGAUCAAUAGAUGGAUUGAAUACAAAUGUUGGUGGUUGUCUUGAAAUUGACCAACUGCUUCUUCGUCACACUCAACAUCAUCAUCAUCAUGAUCAAAUACCAAUGAUAUUUGAUCCAAUUAAUGAAGAUCCUGAAUUUCCAGCAUGUCUAGUUCACUUAUUAAUUCAACUGAUUCGUUAA
Messenger RNA from Heterobilharzia americana, 1926 nucleotides. Lineage: Eukaryota; Metazoa; Platyhelminthes; Trematoda; Strigeidida; Schistosomatidae. The record is from the annotation of a GenBank genome assembly.